CCAAUCCAGCUUAGGAUCCAGCGAAAUCCAAGGAACAUGGCGGCGCCCGGUACACGAAAGAAAGUUAUCCAAAAAGAUGACUUAAAACGGUUAAUGAGAGAGCGAAAGGAGGCAUUAAGUCAGUCAACGAAGAAGAUAACAUCACCGUACGCAAGGUACAACAGUUUAGGUCAGCUGACUUGUUCGGUAUGUGUCGUCCACGUCAAGAGUGAGACCCUGUGGGCAGCUCACGUCCUCGGGAAAGCGCACAAGCAGAAUGUAGAGGACCUGAAAGAAAGCGCUGCCAAUCGUCUACAGGCUGACAGUGUACCCGGAAAGCGCCAAAACGAUGCCUCAGGUGACACCCAAGACGACAAGAACCGGACCCAGCCCGGCAGCUCCAGCCCGCCUCACAAAAAGGCAAAGGGGCCUCUCCUUAUGGCUGAUUACUCGUCAGAUGAGGAUAUGGACGUUGGCGAGUCCACAGUGAAUUCGAAGCACACAGAAUCUGCGCUACCAAAAGACUUUUUUGAUAAACCCUCCGUUAGUCAGCCGAAAGAAACUACGCCAAGUCAGCCUCCGCAGCCAAAGCCGCAGACAUCGUCUAAGAAGGCAGCUGCAGAAGCCUUGCCAGAGGGCUUCUUUGAUGACCCCAUCUUGGAUGCAAAGGCAAGGAACGUGGAAUACAAAGACCCAAUUGAAGAGGAGUGGGAGAAAUUUAAGAAGGAAAUUGCGGAGGAAACAACGGUGUCCGAAGCUAUCAUGGCCGAAGAUAUAGAGGAAAGCAAAGCAGAGCGUGACAUUGAAGAAAUAGACGAGCAAAUUCACAACUGGCAACGGGUUGAGCAUCUGCAGCAGAGGAAGGAAGAGCUCAUGAAAAAAGAAGUUACUGCAGAGGAAGACAAUCAAGACAACAAAAGCGAUUUGGAAGAUGAAGAGUACGAGGAGUUCCUCAGCUGGCGAGCAAAGGGCGUAUGGAAAGAAUGAUUGCAUCUCAUUUUGUUUU
This is a messenger RNA of Rhipicephalus sanguineus (brown dog tick), 985 nucleotides long. Its product is annotated as zinc finger protein 830. Gene Ontology annotation, cellular component: spliceosomal complex; nucleus. The transcript is spliced from 9 exons. Gene Ontology annotation, molecular function: zinc ion binding; nucleic acid binding. The record is from RefSeq and is a predicted model, not a curated record. NCBI's taxonomy places the organism in Eukaryota, Metazoa, Arthropoda, Arachnida, Ixodida, Ixodidae. Gene Ontology annotation, biological process: mitotic DNA damage checkpoint signaling; mitotic DNA replication checkpoint signaling; nuclear DNA replication. Bases 37 to 966 code for a protein of 309 amino acids.